Dibothriocephalus latus is the source of this 486-nucleotide messenger RNA. Lineage: Eukaryota; Metazoa; Platyhelminthes; Cestoda; Diphyllobothriidea; Diphyllobothriidae. The record is from the annotation of a GenBank genome assembly.
AUGGCCAAGGCCUACUUCCGCUUCCCCAAUGCACGAGGUCUAUUCCAUAGAAAUCUCUCACAUCCGUUCAAUACCCGGUCUGGCAUUCGGCAAGGUUUUAUCGUGUCUUCCACUCUCCUAAACUAUGCCAUUAUGGAUGGCAGCGUUGUGUUUGCACCCGGAUACUUGCAGCCUGGUCUCGAAUACUCCGAUAAUAUCGCUUUACUAGCUCCAAGCUUCAAUGGCCCGCGGUUUAUGGUGUCAUGGGCAAAUACACUCAUUAAGUCGGUUGGUUUGUUUGCGAAAUUUGGGAAGACCAACGUGUUUUUAAACUGCCUCCCCCACCAGUCGGAGAUAGCUCUUGAGAUUGACGGCUGUCAAUUUGAAGAAGUAAACAGUUUCAAACUACUACGGGUAAGGCUGCUUUCGAAUUCACAGGAUAAGGAUGGCACUGUCUCCCUGUCGAUUCUGCUCUUCGAGUUUUCUAAAGCCUUAGAAAGUAUAUAG